Phaeoacremonium minimum UCRPA7 is the source of this 1683-nucleotide messenger RNA. RefSeq names its product putative histone-lysine n-methyltransferase protein. Gene Ontology annotation, molecular function: histone H3K79 methyltransferase activity; histone binding. NCBI's taxonomy places the organism in Eukaryota, Fungi, Ascomycota, Sordariomycetes, Togniniales, Togniniaceae. The transcript has 2 exons. Gene Ontology annotation, cellular component: nucleosome; nucleus. The coding region runs from base 1 to 1683 and encodes 560 amino acids. The record is from RefSeq and is a predicted model, not a curated record. Gene Ontology annotation, biological process: subtelomeric heterochromatin formation; DNA repair; regulation of transcription regulatory region DNA binding.
AUGCCGCUCUUCUCCAAGAAGCCCAUCUUCAAGUCCGUUGCCGUCCAGAAACCUCGCAUCGUCGAGGAGAAGGUCGAGGCUCCGAAGCCCCCGCCGCAGAAGCUCAAGACCUCGCUCCCGCACCUCAGCAACGGCGGCGGCGGCAGCAGCCGGCUGCACGCGACCAGCGCCGCCUCGUCGCCCCGCGCAUCCCCGAAGCCCAACGGCCACGGCCACGGCCACAGCACGAGCAAUGGACAUGGACAUGGCAGCCGCCUCAGCCCGGCCGUCGCGGCCGCCCGUUUCCGCGGCAAGAGCGCCAGCCCGUUCCCCAGCUCGUCGGACGAGAGGGGCGGCGUCGGCGCCUCGUCGCGCAAGCGCAAGGUGAACGCCGGGGCCCUGCGCAAGUCGCCUGCGAGUGACCGGGUCGAGUUCGGCGAGGACUCGGAGCCGGACGACGACGACGACGACUGGGAGGACAGGCUGGACGCGCGCAAGCGCCGCAAGCAGGCGGCGCGGCAGAACGGCGCCGGUAGGACGGACCCGAAGCGCGAGCUGCGGCACCCCGUGCUGCUGGCUGCCGGAGCAGGGGAGUCGAACGGCGCGAGUAAGGCUGUGGUCGACAAGGAGGAUGGCGUGGUCCUGAAGAAGAAGAAGGGCGAGCUACGGUUCAUACAUGCUGCGGAUGUCGCGUCGCUGAAGCACAAGUGCCUCCCGACACUGGGCGCAAGUGAGGACGAGGUCGCGGUCGAGCUGCAGUAUCCCGGCUCGCGGCAAGUGGAACGGUACGAGCUAGUAGAGGGCAAGGACAAGAUCGAUGCCGUUCGCGAUAUCAUUAGGGUUGUGAAGGCCGUCAUCGACACCUACCUGACCGACGACGAGGCCUUAGCCUUCAAGAACACAGUCCGCCAGCUGGAGCGGACAUCGGCGCGGAACGUCUGGGACGCAAAGGGCUUCAAAGCCGCGCUAAGAGAGUACAACGAUCGCUUGCGCGCACUGCUCGACGACGGCACCAUUGCUAGAAAUCUAGCUAACAUACAUGAGAUUCCCGCUAAUCUCGUGGCGCUCAUCCUCAGCCAGGUGUACGACCGCACCGUGGCCCCCGACGUCGAACGCCUGCGGAAAUACGAGAACGGUACCGACAAUGUCUAUGGCGAGCUCAACGCCCCCUUCAGCUCCAUGGUCUUGGCAGACCAGUUGAAGAUGACUUCGGAUCAAGUCUUUGUCGACCUCGGCUCGGGUGUCGGAAAUGUCGUUCUGCAUGCGGCUUUAGAAAUCGGCUGCGAGAGCUGGGGCUGCGAGAUGAUGGAAGAGCCAUGCAACCUGGCCGACCGGCAGCUAAAGGAAUUUGAGUCGCGGUGUGAGCUCUGGGGAAUUGCCGCAGGCAAAGCAAGUCUCGAGAGAGGCGACUUCCGCAAGAACGAUCGCAUUCUCCGGGCCCUUGCGCGCGCCGACGUUGUCUUGGUGAACAACCAAGCCUUCACAUCUCAGCUGAACGGUGAUCUUGUGCAGAUGUUUCUAGAUCUCAAGCAAGGCUGCAAGAUAGUCUCUCUCAAGACGUUCGUCCACGACUUCAAGAACGCCUCAUACAACAGCAACGAUGUGGCCACCACGAUAUUGGAUGUCGAAAACCAUACAUACCCCGAGGGGUUCGUCAGUUGGACAGGAGUUGGCGGAACCUAUUGCAUCUCCACGAGGAAGUGA